Molecule: messenger RNA, 3903 nt
Organism: Bemisia tabaci
Lineage: Eukaryota; Metazoa; Arthropoda; Insecta; Hemiptera; Aleyrodidae
Gene: Sgf11
Product: SAGA associated factor 11kDa
Biological process (GO): regulation of transcription by RNA polymerase II; positive regulation of DNA-templated transcription
Cellular component (GO): DUBm complex; SAGA complex
Molecular function (GO): transcription coactivator activity
Source: RefSeq, a predicted model, not a curated record
ACCAUUCUUAAUCCGCCUUGCUAGUAGAUAAACAAACCUUAAUUCAUUGCUAUCUGUCGCUAAAGUUAGUAAUUUUUCUUGCCUCUGAUAAUAACAAGUUAUCACGUGCUUUGGUGUCUACGCGUGGUUAAUAUGUCUGAAGACUGUUCAAAACUUGAUCGGCUGAAAAGUGACUUCGUUCAUCUGUUCUUACAACAAUCUGAAACAGCUGAUAACGUGUCGAAGUAUGUAUACGAUAAUUUGCUUGAUGAAUCUAUCUUAGAGUGCAUCUUUGAAAUUCACCACAAUGCUAGCCUCGGGAAGUAUUCGCCUGAAAACGAUGAACCCUUGUUAACUGAAUCAACUCCUGACAUGACCGUAACCUCAGCUGCACAGCAUCUGAAAAAAGCUGUGAAAUGUGUAUGUCCCAAUUGUAACCGAGGGCGUAUACUUCCAUCUAAAUUCGCACCCCACCUAGAGUGCUGUAUGGGAAUGAAGCGGAAUAGCUCUCGAAUUGCAAGUCAGCGAAUUGCUAAUACUGGGAAGGAAAGCUCCUACAUUGAAACGAUGAGUGAUGACGAUGAAGAUUGGCAGAUAUGCAGUGAGAAACAGAAAACAUCCAAGAAACUAGACCUGAAGAAGAAGAAGACUAAGAAAGGACCACGUCCCAAAGCUUCUGUUCCCAGCGAUAUUGCUCCUAUCAAUGUUGAAUCAGUGGAUAACCUUGCUACUCUUCUAUCUCUAGAUUCUUCUAGCCGCACUUGGGAUACUGAGACCAACACUUGUAUGUACUUGACAGAUUCUCCUUUGAGUAGGAAGAAAGAGAAGUCAAAAAGUAAGUUGAAAGCCAGCACCCCUUAGGUAAACUUCAAAAUUAUCUUCGAAAUGCAUACGGAUCAUGACGAUACAUUAGCCUAUAGUUAAUUAAAAUCAAUCAUAGAGAAAAUACAGAAGGUGGUACCAAGCGUUGAAAUGUACUUCUCUACGUCACAGCUAUAAAUGAAGCCACCCUUCUGAUCAGGGCCGGAUUUACCUACAGGGCACUAGGGUGCAUGCACAUAGCGGCUAAUUUAGGCACUGGAAAAGUUAAUGAGUGAAAAAAGAAGAAACGUAGACAGAUAGGGAGCGAAGUAAAAAGAUGAGCGGAAAAAUGGAUGGAGGAUGAGAGUUGACGGGAGCGGCAAGCAGGGGUACACAUUGUACUAUGCUUCCACAAUUUCGCACAAUAAGCUUUUCCUCUUCCACAAAAAAAUUGAAAAAAAUUUCCACAAUUUCGUGACCCCUUCCACAGAAAGUGAUGACUUUUUUAUUUAUUUUUUUUUUCUUUUUUCUUUUUUUUGGUGGGGAAUUUGGAACGAGGAGGGUUGUUGACUCGUACCAAACGCAAGUAUUAGUGGUAACGCAAUAACAAUGUAUUUAGAGUUUUAGAUACAAGAUUAGAUGGAAGAAUUGAGAUAUGCAGGGUGUUCUAUAUUCUGUAGAAAAUUGUGGAAACCCUUCUAACUUUGUGAAAGAUUGUGGAAAGCCUUUCCACAAUAAUUCCGUCAAAUUGUGGAGACCGGAAACGGAAACCCUUCCUCAGUAUUCUGGCCACACAUGUGAAAACUCUUCCACAAUGUUUCGGUACAAGAAUAUGAGAUUCGAAGUGAAGAGCGAGAAAAGAAAGAAAGAAAGAAAAAUUUCCACAAAAUUUGGGACGCUUCCACAUUUUCACGCGAUAAUUUAUCGCGUGAUCACGUUCCAUAAAUCGAGAAGGCCUUCCACAAUUUCCCGCGAUAAAUUAUCGCGUGAUCUAGUGUAUUGUGGACCCUUGCGGCAAAGCUGCCUCCCCACUAUGGUCCCAAUUGGCUCGGGAGCGCUCAAAAUUCGAUUUUUCUGAAAUUAGACGACAUUUUUUUUUUUAGUCAAAAUUGGUAAAAAUAGUAUCUAUGGAUCAUAAACAACACCUUGUAUGCUUGAAAAAAUAUUGUAGUCCCUUCAAAAACGUCACAAACUGUGCAAGUAGUCGAAUAUGUAUUUUCUAACCCAUAAAGUGCCUAUCUCUAUCAAAGCAUUUGGAGCCUCUCCUGAAUCAUGAAAUUGUCUCUCAGAGUUCUUCGAUGUACCAUUUUGUAGAGGACUCUAAAAGAAUUGUAGCGCACUAAUUACAAUUUUUCCUGAGGCAUUCUACCCCAGGUAAAAGUUGGAUACCUAUUUUUCAUAAAAAAAUAGGCUAUUUUUCACCAAAAAUGGGAUAUUUUUCAUAAAAAAUAGAGGAGAACCGGGUAAAGAGAGACCGGGGUAAUGGGAGACUUUUGCUCCUGCUGCUGCCUGUUUGAGAUUUAAUUAAUGAAACCAGAAGAAAUGGACUCUUGGUCCAUUUAUACGUUCUUGCACAAAUUCCCGACCGGAUCGGACGAUAACGGACCGCGGGAAGUGCAUGUAAACAGAACCUCUUUUUUGAACUGUGUUUUUAAGUUCGUUCCGUGCCGCAGUUUUCGUGGAUUUUGGAAAGUAAAUUUUACUCCAAAAAGAAAAAAAAUUGUACCAUUUUGUAGCUUAGGAUAUGUACUAUAUGACUAUAUUUUUUGUUUUAUGCCACUUACAAAUUUUCAAGUCUGGCAGGAAAAGUCUCUCUUUAUCCUGGGUCAUACUUUUUCCAGGAUAAGGAGAGACUUGGGAUUUUUUUUCUCCAGGGUAAUGAGAGAUUUUCAGUUUCGAUUCGUUUCACUGGGAAAAACAUAAGUGAAAGACAACAGAAACAAGAUUCAAGGCUUCCAAAUUCAAAGUAAAUAUAUGAGUUCUGCUCCAGAAGUAGAGGGUUCCAAAACUAAUGAAAUUUUAACUAUCUAAUCUCCCUCCCCCACACAUUCAACAAGGUGCCUCUGCACAAUGUUCUAGAUAAAUAUGACCUGGAGACAAGUGUCAAAAUGCCAGCUAAGCAGACAAUUAUUCCUCUAACAUCAGAAUAGAUCAGGAAAAAAUCAAAUUUUAUAACUGGUACCUACCCUGAAACCACUCCACGGGCCAAUUUUAUCAUAAUUUCAAGGCCAAAAUCUUCUCUGAAGCAACUUUUUGAUGUUUAAUUUCAUUAUAUACCAUUUAGAUUAUAUUUAAGCCCUAUUUUUGCUUUUUUCUGUCUCUUUGAUAAAAAUUUGAAAUUUCAAUUUUUGAAUUGAUAUUGUGAACUUCCCAUGGUCAAAUUUCAAAACCCCGUAACUCAUUCAGAUUUGGUCCGAUUGAUCUGAAAUUUGAAAUGGUAAUCAAACUCUAUUAGUAGAACACUCUCAUUGCCCUACCAUAUUUUUCCUAUGCAAUAUAAGAGGGAAUCCAGACCAGGUCUCUCUUUUGUCUGUAAUGGUAAAGAGAGACAUGAAAAAUGCGAAAAAAAAUAAAAAUUAAAAAAAGUACUUUCUUUUGCAGUGAUAGAAAUGAAACUUUGGGUAAUAAGUUCUCAUAAGGUAACGAAUGUACCCUGAUUUUUUCAAUUUUUUUACUCAAACAGGGAGCUCAGAAGUAGGGGGGUAGGUCUCUCUUUACCCUGUCAGUCUCUCAUUACCCGAUUCUCCCCUACCGAUUUUUUCAAAAUACUUUCAUUUUAUAAAAAAGUCACUACAAGUCAGUAGUGGAGACACCUUUAGGUACCUUUUACACAUCCUUGGGAAGCUACAAUAGAAAUAUUUUGUGCUUUGGUUUGCUUUUUCUCGAGAAAUAGAAUUUAUCAAGUCCACUAGUCGGUGGUUAAAAUGAUGCUUUUUGGCAAGGCUAGCAAUUAAUCAAUCCGCAGUAGUCUUAAAAUUUUUCGAGGCAUGUGACACCACCAAUAACGUGCUUAAGUAGCUUCUAUGAAUCCUUAUUAAGGUAACUAAAUGAAAAUUUUUUGGUUCUGCCUGCUUUUUCGACCAAAUUUGAAUUUCAUCUGUGACUACGUGUUUGCCCCAGAAA